UGAUCUGCCGCAUACCAAAAACGCCUCUACUGCACAUUUUCAAGCAGCCGCCUGACAAACAACUAAACUUUUAGGUCUCCUGCUUCAGCAACGUUCACAUAAAUUAUUGGCAAAAUUAAUAAAAUUGCAACGAGAAAACGCAUGCGCAGCAAACAACACAACGCAAUGUCGUCGCCAACACGAGCACGCGCAACAACAAAAACCCCAAAAACUGCCACAGCUGCGAUAGCCGCGUGCACACUUUUCCUACUACUCUCACUUGCGGCCACCAAUGCGCAAACGCAAAACCCCACUCAGAAGGAAAUCGCAGAAGUCACCGGCAAGCCUGCCAUCUACAAGCCAGCCAUCAUACGCACUGAAUUGCGUUUCGGACGCAACCUUGACCCGGAGAAGGUGCGCGUGGUCAAUGUAAAAUCAAACACCGGCGACAAUGUAGAACUUUUGGUAGGCAAGGAUACGAGACGCGGACGCCUUGAUGAUGCCAUGGGCAGCUUCUUUGUGCGCAGCGCCGACGUACGCAAACCUACACCACGCCCACAAAACGCCAAACCAGCCUACGCAUACAAUUUCCAGCAUACGCCAGCGCUGCUCAAGCAAGCCGAAUUGGCGCGCCAAGGUAAAGAAUACCAACAACGCAAAGCCGAUGCGGAGGCACGUCAAGUGUUGAAGAUACAAAAUGCAUUGCGACAGGCAAAUCAGGCAAAUGGCAUGCAGACUAGUAACGGUCGAGCACAAUAUGCACGUGGACUGCAGUUUCGCGACGAGAACGAGGUGCAUAAACAACAAUUUGUGCAGCACGACCAGCAAAGUCACGAGCGACCGGUCAGCUACCUGCCCCAACAACGCAGUGCAAAUAUCAGCCGAAACAAAAGCUUCGCGUUCCCCUCCGAAGUGGAUGGCGCAGCGCAUGAACCUAUCGAUCGCUCUUGGCAGCCACUCGAAGCCGUUAAUGCGCCACGCACGCGUAAUUUGCGUCAAGCGCCCAACCCAUACAAUACACCAUCUGACACAUACCCGCUUGGUGGCGGUUUCACUUUUCGCCCCAUCUUCAAUGCUGCGCUACGCUCCGUAGCCGAAUAUUACACGAAUGCCGCAAAUAGUGUCAGUAGCACGGCACGCCGCUCCAUGCGCCCAAAUAUCAUUACCAAGGACGAUUACUUGGCGUCGAACAGCAAAAAGAAGACGACCUACUUGCCCGCUGCCAUAGUGUUGACCUCGUCCACGGCCGUGAUGCCACCGAAUACUAAUAACAAUCGCGAUAACAACAGAAAUAACAACAAUAGUGUGAACAGACAUAGCAGCCACUACCAGGGGAACGCAUACGGUGGAGCGGCCACGCAAGCCAAGGUGCCAAAGUUGCGGGAUUCGCCGAACCAGUAUGCGGCUGCUGCUUCAUCUCCUUCGUCGGCCGUGGUUGAUGGCCCAGCGGUGACUGUGAUUGAAGGCGUGCGUGUGCCCGAUGCGCCAGAAGACAAGGUGCGGACUUGGCGAAAUGCGCGUGUACUGAACAAUCAGCUGGUGCCAUACCCAGAUGGUUAUACGCCGCCCAAGGUGCAGAUACAGCAUUUCGACAGAUGAGUGAACGAUCGAAGCCGACGAGUACUUUGUACGUAUAAACUGCCAAAAAUAUAAAUGUUUUCCAAUUCUUAAAACUACGACUACUUUCUGCACUUUAACAAUUCUCUGCUACUGGAGUUAGUGGCAACUGAGGAGCGCAGAGCUAAACGGGGGAAGUUUUAUAAGAAAUAUUUAAGUAAUAAAAAAAAUCAUGGAAUGGCUUAGUUUUGAUUUUCCUCAUUUGUCUGCUAUGCAAAACAUUCUUGCUGUAUACUUUUUGUAAUUUAUUUAUUUUUAAUUAAAAUAUUCAAUUUUCGUUGCUAAUCGAAAAUUUUAUGAUAAGUUAUAAACAAAUGUAAGCAUUAGUAACAUACAUACAUACAUACAUCUGUUGAUUUUUUUUGUAUUUUCCAAGUAUGAAAAGAUUAUUCUUAAGUAACUCCCGAAAGCAUGUUCUGCGAAUGACUACUUCAAGUGUUCACUGGUUACUGUUUUUAUGAUCGAAUUAAAAGUAAAGAAAUCAUUUUCGUCUAUUUUCUCUAAGCAAAUAUUUUAUGACUCCCUUC
Anastrepha obliqua is the source of this 2123-nucleotide messenger RNA. Its product is annotated as probable basic-leucine zipper transcription factor Q. The coding region runs from base 142 to 1578 and encodes 478 amino acids. NCBI's taxonomy places the organism in Eukaryota, Metazoa, Arthropoda, Insecta, Diptera, Tephritidae. The transcript is spliced from 2 exons. The record is from RefSeq and is a predicted model, not a curated record.